GGAAUCAAAAGCAUUACCCGAACGUUAAAACCGCUCUCAUCUUCUCUCUCUCUCUCUCCACAUAUAUAUGUAUUUUUCCCGGCGAUUUGAGCAACAAAGAAGUAUUCCUUCUAUCUUCGUCGUCUGUGAGGAACCAAACCCUCCCAAUCUUGAAUUCUUCAACUCUCCCCUGAUUACAUUCUCAGUCUGAGAAACUCCAAUAUUGAUCCAUCGGAGUUUUAGAGAUACGAGCUUAAAUCUGAGCUCUCCCGCUCAAUCACUCACGCCCGAUCAAUGGUGUUUACGGAAGUUUCUGAAAGAGAGAGGCCGCACAAGUUCAUGGCCAUGGCUCCUGAAAGAUCGAGGCCUCUCCAUAAUUUCGACAUGCCUUGCUUGAGAUGGGGGAAUCAACGGGUUCUCAGAUGCAUGAAAGUGAAUUCCAACGGAGAAAUUUCCCCCUUCGACCGCAGAUUAUCGCCUUCUUCUGAAGCCGAAUACGAAGAUUUUAUCGGCCGGAGAAGGGAAUCGAAUUCCACGAAGCAGGGAUCUUCUAACGGCUUCGGAAAAUCCAAGAAACUGCUUUCGCCGCCGAUUGGAGCUUAUGGAGAGAAAUCAGAGAUUGAUGGUGAUGUAGACGACGGGAUUGAAGAGGUUAGGGAAAAACUCAUGUCUGAACUCCGUACAGCUGCUAAUAAGAUUAAUGUUGCGAUUCCUGAGGAAGGCGAAGAAGAUGAGUCGUUCGCUGCGGCGGCGAGGCCGUGGAAUCUUAGAAAGAGAAGAGCAGCUUGUACGGCUCCCAAUGAUAACGGAAGAGGAGUAGGUGGUGGUAGUGGUCUAGCUGGGUGUUCGAACUCAAAGAAUGAAGAGCGUCAGCAGAAUACUUCUCCUCCGCGGAAUGAAAAUUCCACCAUUAAAUCGCUUCGGGUGAGGUUUUCGUCUCCUGCGCAAGGCAGCGUUGGGAAGAAGGAGAUCCCUAAGUUCUCGAUCCCACUUUCUCGGCAAGAGAUAGAGGACGAUUUUUUCUCCAUGACGGGGGCAAGGCCACCUCGGAGGUCAAGGAAGAGGACUAGGAACGUACAGAAGCAACUCGAAACAACAUUUCCUGGUUUAUGGUUGUCAGAAAUAACGCUGGAUUCAUACAAAGUACCUGAUACUCCUGAACCUGGAAAGAGAUAGAGAUGAUAUGACCACAGUUCGUAGAAGUUUCAUGAUUUCCACUCAUUGACAAUCGCAGCAUUAUGAUCUCAACUAGGUGUAUAACACACCAUUCUUCUGUAAAUUGGGAAUUUCAUAAAAAAUGUUGAAUUUUCUAGUAACCUGCAGUGCAAUUCCAGUUGCUGUUAGAUACUAAUUUGAUUAUCUUCAUUGUUUCAUCUUCCUGAUUAUCUUAUUUGGUAUAAUCAAGAGUAGGUGGGUGUUGUUUCCUGUUGGGUAGAAAAGAGGAAAAACAAAAUGCUAUUGAGUUUGAUGCGCUGAAUUCACUUGCUUACA
Messenger RNA from Macadamia integrifolia, 1470 nucleotides. RefSeq lists its product as uncharacterized. NCBI's taxonomy places the organism in Eukaryota, Viridiplantae, Streptophyta, Magnoliopsida, Proteales, Proteaceae. The transcript has 3 exons. The record is from RefSeq and is a predicted model, not a curated record. Bases 274 to 1155 code for a protein of 293 amino acids.